This is a messenger RNA of Trypanosoma brucei brucei TREU927, 825 nucleotides long. RefSeq lists its product as hypothetical. The transcript has a single exon. NCBI's taxonomy places the organism in Eukaryota, Euglenozoa, Kinetoplastea, Trypanosomatida, Trypanosomatidae. The coding region runs from base 1 to 825 and encodes 274 amino acids. The record is from RefSeq and is a predicted model, not a curated record.
AUGGAACUUUCGUUCGCCUUUCUACUGUCAACUGUUGUGCUCAUAGUGUUCUAUGCGGUGGAUUUUUUCUUUGCGCGGCUCCUCAACGUACUCAAGCAAGACCAUCUCGAGUUGGAUGAGUGCUCCCCAGAAGAGUCACCCGAUUUGGAUCCCGUGCUCGUUGUGAGCUCACUGCAACAGACAGCAGUGGAAAUGUUAGAAUACCAACGGCGGCGCUUUCGCAUGGAUGAAGGAAAAGGUUCGUCAGUGACUCCAGAAAUCGACCCUGCGCCGCCGACUACAGUAGACGUCGGCUGCCUGUCGAUAGCGGCCUCACCUCGUCGUUCAGAAAAUGUGGUGCACGUUGUGGUGAUUAUAUGUGGUUUGGUUGGCCCUUUCGCUACUGUUUGCCAGGCGCUUUUUCCAAAUGCAUUUGGCUGGUGCCGCUUCAACUUCCCUUAUUUCGUACAGUACAUUGGAGCCUUCUCAGGUGUUGCCUCCGUCUCCGUAUACACCGGGCGGGUGUGGCAUUGCUCCUCCUACAGUGAAGUCAGUCGCAAGCAGUGGCUGGAGCUCAUGUGGUUUCGUCUCGAUUUCAUGUGUCUGACGGCUGUUGCGGCGUUUCUUGGUGCUGGUUCGUGGGUGGUGACCAUUUGUUUACUUGCUGUUGGGUUUUACUUAGCGCACCGUGUGAUGCGCAUUGAAAAGCGCAUAGAGGCGCUACAACUGGAAACACAGUUGGUUCGUGGAGAAAUUGAUGUUGAUCGUGUGUUUGCGCCGGGAACUGCUGAAGCAGCCAGGGCACUUGGCACAUCUGACAGACAUGGGUAUGAUGCACUUGCCUAA